This is a messenger RNA of Phalaenopsis equestris, 887 nucleotides long. RefSeq names its product PX domain-containing protein EREX-like. The record is from RefSeq and is a predicted model, not a curated record. Lineage: Eukaryota; Viridiplantae; Streptophyta; Magnoliopsida; Asparagales; Orchidaceae. Gene Ontology annotation, biological process: protein transport.
AAUUAGAAACAAUAACGAUGACCAAGCAAUUAUGCACUCAAGGGUUGCUUAAUAUGCCAAAAUCAAUCCAGGACCUAUUAGAAGACAGUUUUGAAGGAAUGUUAAACCAAGAAACAGAGAUUCUUGUUUCAUGUUGUGACGGUUUGAUUGGGAGUCCUGAGAAAGCAUGUCUAUGUGAUAACAAAUUGGAUUCCACCAUAGAGACGGCGGAUCAUUAUAUGAUCCAUGAUCAUGUACAGGAAUUGUCAAGCCACACUUUUGAUAUUAAUUGUGAUAGAGGUGCACAGGAAGUGUAUGCCAGGAUGAGUGUUCCACUUAUGAAAAAUGCACAAGUUUCUGACCCACAUGAUUAUAAAAAAAUAUUGAGUAUGGUUCUUCUCAUAGUGCAACAGAGAUUAUUAACAGCAAAGAAAGAUACUAAGGGUCUUAUAAUGCUUCUAAAUCAGGAAACGGCGGCGAAAGACUAUCUUAUGGCAAAGGUUAAUGAUUUGGAAGAGGAACUUCGUGUUAUCAAAUGGAAAAACAAAGAGAUUCUGCAGCAGGCCAUCUUUGCUGAGAAUGGAAGAGUCACAAAAAUUCAGUGGGACAGAGAUGAGCUUCUUAGAAAAGUUUUGCAAAUGGAAUCAAGGCUAAAGCUUGAAGAGGUCGAAAGGAUUCAUCUGAAGUCAGAAAAAAUUGCCGCGAGUGCUGAGAGAGAAUUGUUGCUUCGAGACUUAAAUGGUAAAUCAAAACACUUGGAGAAGUUGGAAAGGCAUUUUGAAGAAGUGGAGACAAAGUCAAAGACCGAACUUCAAGUUCUCCUCAAAGAGGUGAAGUUUCUCAGGAAGUCUCAGGAAAGCAUUAGAGAAGUGCUAAACCAUUGUAUCAGAGAAAAUGAUGAACUAGAG